AUGUCUCGGGAAAACCAGGGUGAAAACGCCGGAAAUGUACACGAAGAUGGUGAGCAACCGGUGGGAGGAAGAGAAGUAGAAGCGAAUGAACCAGAAGAUAGAAGAGCGGUUCCCGGUAUAAGAGGAGACCAAGUUGAAGCAUAUCUCGCAAGAUUGAACAACGUUCCACAGCAACCACAACUGCCCCUUCGACGGGAGGAACUCAAUCAUCUUCCACCGGGAAGAUUUGUUAGACAGGAUGAUGAUGUUUCCUUGGAGAACGCACUCUUUAAUCAUCACUUUCAAAACGUUGAAGUAGUUUAUGGUCCGGGUCCACUAGUCAGAUUUCAACCAAGAAUAGUAGAAGCACGAAUGAAUCCUCAGGUGUUUGAAGAUUUUGAAGAUCCAGUAAUCGCCGAUCCUCAAAGAUUUCAGGAUAUCGAAGAUAUUCUAAGAGAAGCAAUACGAAACGAAGAGGAGGAUGACAACUCUUCCGGUAUAGGAACUGAUACUGAAGAUGAUGAAGAUAUGGAGAAUGUCGAGGAAGACGACCACGCUCGGAGGCAAAAUCCAAGGUAA
Molecule: messenger RNA, 558 nt
Organism: Caenorhabditis remanei
Lineage: Eukaryota; Metazoa; Nematoda; Chromadorea; Rhabditida; Rhabditidae
Exons: 2
Coding region: 1-558 (185 amino acids)
Source: RefSeq, a predicted model, not a curated record